UUAAACCCAAAAGAAGAAGUUGUUCUUUCUCUGUGCGGUGUAGUGGGGAAGGCCUCCGAUUUAGCUGCUUGGUAGUGAGUUUUGUGGAUUUGCGUUUGGCUUGUGUACCCUUGACCAUGGGGGACAUAAAAAAUUUUCUGUAUGCCUGGUGCGGAAAAAAGAAAUUGACCCCUAACUAUGAUAUCCGGGCGGCAGGAAAUAAGAACAGACAGAAGUUUAUGUGUGAGGUGAGAGUUGAGAGUUUCAGUUACAUCGGAAUGGGAAACUCCACCAAUAAAAAGGAUGCCCAGGCAAAUGCAGCAAGAGACUUUGUAAAUUAUCUGGUCCGUGUGGGACAGAUGAGUGCUUCUGAAGUACCUGCAUUAGGGGCCAGUGUUCCAGAUGUGCCCGAUGGAGGCGGUGGUGCAGAAGGGAGUGGGUUUGGGACUCUGCCUGCGAGUGGUCCUUUGCCACCACAUUUAAUUGUGAAACAAGAGAAUGAGACUGAAACUGAGCCGAGCUCUGCUCCAGUUCCUGGAGUAACUGGCCUUGGCUACUCGGGUUUGAAAAAUCCUCAGUGGGACCGAGGAGCUAAUCUACAGGAUUACUACUCCAGGAAAGAGGAACAGGAUGCAAAAGCUACCCUAGAGUCUGAGGAAGUAGAUUUAAAUGCUGGUCUACACGGAAACUGGACUCUGGAUAAUGCCAAGGCCCGUCUGAACCAGUUCUUUCAGAAAGACAAAAUCCAAACAGACUACAAGUACAACCAAGUGGGGCCAGACCACAACAGGAGCUUCAUUGCUGAAAUGACUAUCUUUGUGAAACAGUUGCGUAGAAAUAUUUUUGCUCGUGAGCAUGGCUCCAAUAAAAAGCUGGCAGCCCAGUCGUGCGCGCUGUCCCUGGUCCGUCAGCUCUACCAUCUAGGGGUCAUUGAGGCUUUUACAGGACAGACCAAGAAGAAAGAAGGAGAGACGUUGGAGGUGUAUAAUGUGAACGUUAGUGAUGAGCUGAAGCAUCAACUACAGAGUUUCAUCCAUGAGCUUGGCAUCCAGAUUCCUCCAGCUGAUCCUAGUGGCCCAGUGUCUCUGGUUCAGGGAAAGUUAGCCCAGUUUGAGCCAUCACAGAGGCAGAGUAUAGGAGGUGUGGUGCAGUGGUCUCCUCCUCAAGUCAACUGGAACCCUUGGACCAGCAGCAACAUUGAUGAGGGACCUCUGGCUUUUUGCACCCCAGAGCAGAUCAGUUCAGACCUGCAAAGUGAGCUCCACUACCAAAUAGAUCAUGACACCAACCUGCAGGAGAGGCUGCAUGAGCGAGAGCAGCUGCCUGUCAAAAAGUUUGAGGAGGAAAUAAUGCACACCAUCAACAGCAAUCCGGUAGUGAUCAUCCGUGGGGCCACAGGCUGCGGAAAGACCACGCAGGUGCCGCAGUACAUUCUGGACCAGUACAUUCGAGGAGGAAGAGCCUCAGAGUGCAACAUUGUCGUCACUCAGCCUCGACGAAUCAGCGCGGUGUCAGUGGCUGAGCGUGUGGCGUACGAAAGAGGUGAAGAUCUCGGGAAGAGCUGCGGAUACAGCGUACGCUUUGAGUCCAUCCUGCCCAGACCGCAUGCCAGCAUCCUCUUCUGCACUGUCGGGGUUCUCCUGAGGAAGCUGGAAGCCGGAAUUCGAGGAAUCAGCCAUGUGAUUGUAGAUGAAAUCCAUGAGCGAGACAUUAAUACCGAUUUCCUGAUGGUGGUGUUAAGAGAUGUGAUCCAUACCUUCCCUGACGUCCGUGUUGUCCUUAUGUCUGCCACCAUUGAUACAACCAUGUUCAGAGAAUACUACUUCAACUGUCCCAUCAUAGAAGUAUUUGGACGCACAUACCCCGUUCAACAGUAUUUCCUGGAGGACUGCAUUCAGAUGACACAGUUUGUUCCACCUCCAUCAGAUAAGAAGAGAAAAGACAAAGAUGAGGAAGGUGGUGAGGACGAGGUAAACUGUAACUUAACGUGUGGACCCGAGUAUGGUCCAGAGACCAAACGCUCCAUGGCCCAAAUGAACGAGAAGGAAACUCCAUUUGAGUUAAUUGAGGCCCUGUUGAAGUACAUCGAAACGUUGCAAGUAGCUGGGGCUGUAUUAGUAUUCCUGCCUGGCUGGAAUCUCAUCUAUUCCAUGCAGAAACACUUGGAGAUGAACACACAUUUUGGUAGCCAUCGUUACAGGAUCCUGCCUCUCCACUCUCAGAUCCCCAGAGAGGAGCAAAGGCUGGUGUUUGAGCCCGUACCUGAAGGAGUGACUAAGGUUAUUCUAUCAACAAAUAUUGCUGAGACCAGCAUUACCAUCAACGAUGUGGUCUAUGUCGUUGACUCCUGCAAGCAGAAGGUGAAGCUAUUUACUGCCCAUAACAACAUGACCAACUAUGCAACUGUGUGGGCAUCCAAGACCAACCUGGAGCAGAGAAAGGGCCGAGCUGGACGUGUGAGGCCAGGUUUCUGCUUCCACCUGUGUAGCAAAGCACGCUUUGACAAAUUGGAGACCCACAUGACUCCAGAGAUCUUUCGCACACCGCUGCAUGAGGUGGCACUCAGCAUCAAGCUGCUCAGGCUUGGUGCUAUUGGCCAUUUUCUAGCCAAAGCAAUUGAGCCUCCUCCUCUGGAUGCUGUGAUUGAAGCUGAACACACUCUCCGAGAGCUAGAUGCACUUGACAGCAACGAUGAGCUGACCCCAAUGGGACGUAUCCUGGCCCGACUGCCCAUUGAGCCUCGUCUGGGAAAGAUGAUGAUCAUGGGCUGCAUCCUAAAUGUAGGAGAUGCCGUAUGCACAAUUUCUGCCGCCUCAUGCUUCUCUGAGCCAUUCAUCAGCGAGGGCAAGCGUUUGGGGUUUGUUCACAGGAACUUUGCAGGCACACGAUUCUCUGACCAUGUGGCCCUACUUUCUGUCUUUCAAGCCUGGGAUGAAGUCAGGAUGGGUGGAGAAGAGGCAGAAGCCAGGUUCUGUGAGCACAAGCGUUUGCAUAUGUCCACUUUAAGGAUGACCUGGGAGGCCAAAGUCCAGCUAAAGGAGAUCCUAAUUAACACCGGUUUUCCUGAAGAGUGCCUGAUGAAUCAGGUGUUCAACAACGUGGGGCCAGACAAUAAUCUGGAUGUGGUGAUCUCCUUGCUGACCUAUGGCUCCUACCCCAAUGUCUGUUACCACAAAGAAAAAAGGAAAAUUUUGACUACCGAAGGUCGAAAUGCACUCAUCCACAAGUCUUCUGUUAACUGCCCUUUCUCCAGUCAAGACCCGAAUUAUCCGUCACCUUUCUUCGUCUUUGGGGAAAAGAUUCGAACCCGAGCCAUUUCAGCCAAAGGAAUGACCAUGGUCAGCCCUCUCCAGCUCAUUUUGUUUGCUGCCAAGAAAAUCACAUCUAAUGGAGAAAUAGUUGUACUUGAUGACUGGAUCAAUCUGCGUAUUGAGCAUGAAGUCGCUGGUGGCAUUGCCGGACUAAGAGCUGCAAUGGAGGCUUUAGUGGUGGAAGUGACCAAAGAUCCGGAGUACAUCAGAAGUAUCGACCCGACCAACGAACGCUUGCUGAAUGUCAUUCGGCUCCUCUCCAGACCCUCCUCUGCAGGACUCAAUCUCAUGAUCAGCAAUCCACGUUUUGGAGAUGGUCCACGGCCUCCAAAGAUGCCCCGGAUGGAUGGCGAUGGAGGAUUCCGGGGUCGGGGAGGUUACCGAGGAGGUGGAGGAUACGGUGGUGGUGGUGGUGGUGGAGGAGGAGGGUACAGGGGUGGAGGUGGAUACCGGGGUUCGGGUGGGUAUCGGGGUGGAGGGGGUGGAGGCGGUUACGGAGGGGGUGGAGGCGGUUACAGGGGAGGUGGAGGCGGUUACAGGGGAGGUGGAGGCGGUUACGGAGGGCGUGGAGGUGGUUACGGAGGAGGGGGAGGCGGUGGCGGUUAUGGAGGAGGGGGAGGCGGUGGCGGUUAUGGAGGAGGGGGAGGCGGUUACAGGGGAGGUCGUGGGUUCAACAGAGGUGGGAAUGGAGGAUUCUAGAGAUGGACUUAAAACUGGUGUUUUAAUGUUUGCAGAUGUUUGUGCCAUUUUAGCACCAUGUUUAAUGUUUUGUUGCAUGAUUUGAUUAAUUUUGUGUGUUAAAAGUCUAGUUUUGUGCAUUUGGGAAAUAGUAGAAACCUAUUCUAGUUGAACCCUUAUUAAAAAAAAAAAGUAUGCAUCAAAGUCUCUUCUGGUACUUUCAUAGUGAUGCUUUCAUUUGAAAAGUGACCAAAUUAUUCUUUUCAUUUUAAUGUUCAAGUGUAGUGUUUUGAUAAAUUGCAAAAUGUGUAUUCAUUCCUUGAAUGAAAUGUAACAGUAAAGUCAUCAUUAACUAUGAAA
This is a messenger RNA of Neoarius graeffei (lesser salmon catfish), 4328 nucleotides long. RefSeq names its product DEAH (Asp-Glu-Ala-His) box helicase 9 (gene dhx9). The record is from RefSeq and is a predicted model, not a curated record. The coding region runs from base 117 to 3989 and encodes 1290 amino acids. The transcript is spliced from 28 exons. Gene Ontology annotation, molecular function: 3'-5' DNA/RNA helicase activity; double-stranded RNA binding; 3'-5' DNA helicase activity. Gene Ontology annotation, cellular component: intracellular anatomical structure; nucleolus; ribonucleoprotein complex. Lineage: Eukaryota; Metazoa; Chordata; Actinopteri; Siluriformes; Ariidae. Gene Ontology annotation, biological process: positive regulation of transcription by RNA polymerase II; regulation of mRNA processing.